This is a messenger RNA of Wickerhamiella sorbophila, 1248 nucleotides long. Its product is annotated as SWI/SNF and RSC complexes subunit arp42. Gene Ontology annotation, biological process: regulation of transcription by RNA polymerase II. Gene Ontology annotation, molecular function: chromatin binding. Bases 1 to 1248 code for a protein of 415 amino acids. The record is from RefSeq and is a predicted model, not a curated record. NCBI's taxonomy places the organism in Eukaryota, Fungi, Ascomycota, Dipodascomycetes, Dipodascales, Trichomonascaceae. The transcript has a single exon. Gene Ontology annotation, cellular component: NuA4 histone acetyltransferase complex; SWI/SNF complex.
AUGCUUGAAGACGUGCCUGCCGUGGUGGUCGACCCCGGAACGACUUGGACCCGUUGCGGUUUGAGCAGUGACCUGACUCCCCGCUAUACCGUCCCUUCUGCAUACGCCAAAGAUGGAAAUGAUUUGCCCAGAGUUUUCGGCGACGGUGUCUAUUCCUACACGCCGUCUCGCGAGAUCUUUACUCCCGUCAUGGACGGUGUGGUCUACGACUGGGACUCGGCUGCGGCUCUUUGGUCGCAUCUUGGCGAGCGGAUGGGAUGCAAUCUGAACGAACAGCCGCUUUCGGUCGUUGAAAAGGCGUGGGCUCCCGCGGAGUCACGCGCUCCAGCCCUCGAAGCUGUGUUUGAGGGUCUGGGCGUGCCAUUAUUCACGUUGGCAAAGGCCCCUCUCUGCGCUGCGGUCGAAAGCUUCCGCACAACCGCUUUGAUUGUCACAAUAGGCAGUGGCAGAACUUCUGUUGUUCCUGUCCUCGACGGUGUGGUCGCUACAAAGGCUAUACUUCAUAGCCGAUUUGCAGGUGACUUUUUGGACGCUCACAUCCUGGCUAGCUUCCAGGCAAGCCAGAUCGAUGCUGCUCCCAGAUACCAAAUCAAACAACGAGCCAUCGGUUUGGACGUAGGUGAGCCGUCGCCUUAUGCAAAGGGCCCGCAGGGAACACCAUCUUUCCACCAGUACCAACAGGCCCGGAUUGUGCAACGAUUCAAGCAAGUAACCGCGGAGGUGUCGCCUUUCCCCUUGAAUAAUCCAGGAAGUGGAGCUGUUGAUGCCGCUGGCCGUCCCAUUAAUAUACCAAACCAGUCUUCGUCAAUCAGACCGUUCGAGUUCCCUUCAGGAUACCACCGGCUGUUUGGACCUGAGCGGAUGGCUAUGGUUGAGCCGCUAUUCAAACCCGGAGCAACUGCACAGUCUGGCUUACAGGUUCCCGAAAAUAGUUUGGGUCUCACCGAGCUCAUUUACCAGUCAAUUGGCAAAGUGGAAGCCCCCACCGAAGUUAUCAUGAAUUUGGUGUCGAAUAUUGUAUUGACCGGUGGUACCACUCAACUCCAGGGCCUGCCCCGUCGUGUAGAGAACGAUCUGAUUGCCAUGAAGCCUAACUCUCCGUUCAGGUUCCAUCUGGCUCGUGGAAACGUAACGUGGGCCGGUGCCCGAGUAAUGGCUUCGUUUGGCCAUUUCGAUAGUUCCUGGAUCACAAAGGCAGAAUAUGAAGAGAUUGGUGCCGAGCAGCUGGCUGAAAAACGGUUUAAAUAA